Molecule: messenger RNA, 1371 nt
Organism: Stegodyphus dumicola
Lineage: Eukaryota; Metazoa; Arthropoda; Arachnida; Araneae; Eresidae
Cellular component (GO): extracellular region
Molecular function (GO): chitin binding
Source: RefSeq, a predicted model, not a curated record
CUUGUUUACAUGCAACAUUUUGAAAGAAGAAUCAGUUUAAAAUUAGCAGACGAUAUUUCUGAUUUCAAAUAACAAGCAAUCAUCAUUUUAUUCCUAAACAUUUGCUUUUUUUUAAUCUUUAUCAAAAUAGUUCUAAAAAUGUGUAAACACCAUCUGCACGAGAAAAUUUUGCGGCAUUUCUUUGGGAAGAGUGCUGUGAUUCUGUAAGAGCGAUUUAUUUAGUGAAAGAAUGACGUAGUGAAAGUUUUUCGCUACAACAAAUACUUCUUUGCGACGGAACGUUUAGCAUUGAAUGAGAAGGAACAUACUAUUUGAAAGUAUUGCGCUAUGAAAGACGCAUGUACUCUUCUGGAAUGAAAGCAGUUACUUUAAAAAAAGUUUUCCUUUUAAUAAGAAUACCUGUGAUGAACAUCUACUUGAAAACGCUGGUCGUUUUAGCAGGUGUUCUUCUGCAAGUUCUGCUGAAUGAAGCAGAGCAGGUUCCUGGUACACCUGGAGUGGAUUAUCCGACGUAUUUCGAGAUACCCAAAACUUCAUUUCGGUGCUCUCAACAGAAAUACAUUCCCGGGUUUUAUGCCGAUACGGAGACUGGCUGCCAAGUAUUCCACUCUUGUUACAAGCACCGCCAAGAAAGUUAUCUAUGCCCCACGGGUACAACAUUUAAUCAAGCUAUAUUAGCUUGCGAUUACUGGUAUAGUUCUAAUUGCAGUUUAGCGCCUUUAUUUUACAACGUUAAUGCGUAUGAUAAGCACGAAAUUUCAGAAGUAAGGUCUUAUCCAAUGCAUACGUACUCUGAAGAUGUUUUUAAUAAAAUGGCUUCUCUAUACGAUAGUUCUAGUGCAUUGCCGCCGGUUGAAGUAGCGUCAGCAUACAAACUUGACGAUGAUGAUCAUGAACAAAAUUCUGUGCCAGAAAUUGAAUUUGAAGAAAAAGCAGAAACUACAGAGGAAAAAGACCAAGAAAGUCUCGAUUUCGAACGGUAUUUUCAGAUCACGAGAAAUACUGGUGGUUUAUCUUUUCAUGAGAUGGUUAAUGAUCUUUAUCCUUCCGCUGAUCGCGUUUUUCCACCGCGCAAAAUAAGCAUUCCUUUGCCAGGAUCUUACGUGAAUGACAACAGGAAACUUCUUAAAGUAGAUGAAGUCCUAUCCGAACCAGAAGGUAAUUCAAAAGCAUCAGGUAAUGAGGACAAAAAGAAUCUGAAAGCGCAGUCCCUGUUUUCUAGUAAUAAAAAGCAACAUAAAGAACUUGAUAUAGAAACUCCUUCGGUCAAGUAUGAAGGUGAGAUGUUGGGCGAUAUAGUUGCGUCGGGAUGGAAUUCUGUUGAGUGCUUCGGACGAUAAAGUAGGGUUAGAUACAACAAAUUUAGAUAUU